UAAAUGUGAAGCGACGUGCCCAGAGUGAGCUGGUCAAUGUCUUUUCGUUCGUGAUGAUUUCUACUCCCUGUAGGGAACAGAGCAAGGUGCAAAACCGGAUUUAUAUAACAAUACCGAAACACAAGACCGCAAUAAAAGAAAAACUGAAAAGCAACAUUGAAGAAGGUCGUGCGGCAACCCCGCCGCGGUAUACAGUGUUUGGAUCCAAGGAGGUUUAACCGGAAAUAUGUUGUGUAUACACAUGUUAUAUACACACUCACACGUCGGUCUCAGAAUUAUAAGAUUAAGGCUGAUGACACACGGAUUGUAGAAAAUGUCUUCGCUAUAAUCAAUCGCUGUAACAGUGAGAGAGAGAGAGUGAGGAGAAUUCCCCAGAUAAGUUGGCUGGGAGAAAGAAGAUAAGCGACCCGAAAUGAAGUGUGAAAAUUGCACCAAAACGGAAUGCAGUAAGAAGCAGAAGAAUGAUGAGAACCAAAGCUCCACCCGGGAAUCGGUCGACACGACGGAGGAGAAUGGGGAGACCAGUGAGUUUCACAAGCUGGCGGGUAAGCGCGUGUACCUGAGUGAUUGCCUGGCCUGUGAGAGGUGUGUCUCGGAGGAGGAAAGUCGGAGAAUUUCUCAACAAAACCAGAAGGAGCUGUUCAGAAUCGUUAACCUCAACAAGAAAUGCGAUACCUCAAAACACAAAGUGCUGGUCGCCUCCCUUUGCCCACAGUCACUGCCUUACUUUGCUGUGAAGUUAAAACUCAGCAUUCCUGAGGCCACCAAGAAACUCUGCAGCUUCCUGAAAAGCCUGGGGUUCCAUCAUGUGUUUGAUGCCACCCUGGCAGCUGACUUCAGCGUCCUGGAGAGCCAGAAAGAGUUUGUGGAACGUUACCGACGUAGGAAUCAAGACCUGCAGGCUCUGCCAAUGUUCACCUCUGCCUGUCCUGGUUGGAUUCGCUAUGCAGAGCGAGUGCUAGGCAGCCAGGUGACCCCUCACAUUUGCACAGCCAAGUCCCCUCAGCAGAUCAUGGGAUCCCUGGUCAAGGACUACUUUGGCAAACAGCAGGGGCUGGCCCCAGACAAGCUGUACCAUGUGGUGGUGGCUCCCUGCUUUGAUAAGAAGCUGGAGGCCCUGCGAGAGGAGUUCUACAACAGUCUGCAGGACACUCAGGAUGUGGACUGUGUUCUCACCUCGGGGGAAAUCAUUCACUUGAUGGAACAGAGCAAUGUGUCUGUGGAGGGCUUGGAGUCCACUCCUUUAGAUCACAUGUUUGGGGACACAGAGGGGGCUGAUCUUGCCCGGCAUGAUGGGAGCGGGGCAGAGGGUUUCCUGGAACAUAUUUUCAAGUUCUCUGCAAAGGAGUUGUUUGGAGUGGAGGUGGAGGAAAUAGUUUAUCAAUCACUAAAAAACCGUGAUUUCCAGGAGGUGACCCUGCAGAGGGAUGGCGAGCCGCUCUUGCAGUUCGCUGCAGUCUACGGCUUCCGAAACAUCCAGAACAUGAUCCAGAAACUGAAGAAGGGUCGCUUCCCUUACCAGCUGGUGGAGGUGCUGUCCUGCCCUGGAGGCUGUCUGAAUGGGAAGGGACAGGCGCAGACAGAGAGUGGGAUAGCUGACAGGGCCCUGCUGCAGCAGAUGGGGGAGGUGUACACCAGCCUGCCUGUGCGACUGCCUGAGACCAGCGCCCAGGUGCACAGACUCUACAUGGACUGGCUGCAGGGUGCCGAGUCCCAGAAGACACAGGAGGCCCUGCACACUCAGUACAGGCCAGAGAACCAGGCCAGCAGCACUGUAGACUUCAAGUGGUAGUGUGGAUGACCUUCUACAACAUCAAAGACUUCCUUAAACCAGAGCUGGGCCAGGUUUUCUAAAACCCUUGUUGUCUCUUCUCACCUGCAACAUUAUCAUUACCAUCUUGUGCUGAUGGUCUUUUAAGUUAUUGGAAUGUUUUUUUUAGGGUUUGCUGUUUUUAUUUUCAAAUAUGAAGCUACAGCUACCUUUCCUGUGCUGAAGGUCACAUGGUCUGGUUUUGCAUACAGCUUGCAACACAGAGAAAGGGUAGCAGAAAUGAACAGCUUUUAUUCUGCAUUAAAUUAAGUCGAACAGACAGCCAAGAAACCUUUGGCACAAGAAAUGUGGACCACUGGAGAUAAAAUAAAUGAUUUUAAAGUCUUGGGUAUGACUCCUGCCAUUGCACUGUACAGGGUAAGGCCACCAUCAUUCUAAUUGUUCUUGAGAGAUACGUGCCUGCUCCUCGUUCUUUCCUGAAGGCAAAUUUAGAUUGAAUGUGUUAAACUUACUCCACAGACCAGAGUAACGAAACUCAGACCUUAAGAGCAUGGGUAGGAACGGGACAUAGGCUGAGAUCCACUUGAGUUAUAGUGCCACUAUCCUUACCAAGUGUCAAAUACAACUGAUAAAGAAACACUGACUAAUAGAAUACAACACACCCCUUUGUUUGUCACCCAAUACAAAUUCCAUUGCUUUAUAGAAUGAACAUAAACAACUUAUUUACUACUUUUACAUGCACAAAGAAUCUAUCCUUUUGUAAUUAAUUUAUCUGAAUCUGAAAAACAAAUGUACAGAGUUUAUGUGAAGGGGGGACAGGUUUAGAAGUUGAUUACCUUGAAUCAGAUUAGAUGCAGAUAAACAAGAUUAUUGUGAUCUGAUCACUGUUGGCUUUUGUACAUUUCUUAGAAGUACAGUCACACCCCCUAUGUUAACAUCAAAGAGAUUUCCCUCAUUUAUCUAAAUGCAGCCCCUUGGUAAACAAAGCCAAACAAUGAUAGUACUGUAUCAGCUUUAACAAAAUGAUACCAGCCACUAGAAACUUUAUUCACAGAAGUACAUCUCAUCUGCAUAAUCUGAUUAGCUGCUGUGCCUGAAAAGAACUGACUGUGUCAUUACUCUCUUAUAUUUUGUGUACAUUGUUCUUGCAGGAAGUCAAACAUACCCAAUGAUAAAAAAUCAAC
Polyodon spathula (Mississippi paddlefish) is the source of this 2955-nucleotide messenger RNA. It is a transcript of the gene narf, whose product is annotated as nuclear prelamin A recognition factor. Gene Ontology annotation, cellular component: lamin filament. Lineage: Eukaryota; Metazoa; Chordata; Actinopteri; Acipenseriformes; Polyodontidae. The coding region runs from base 413 to 1792 and encodes 459 amino acids. The transcript is spliced from 12 exons. Gene Ontology annotation, molecular function: lamin binding. The record is from RefSeq and is a predicted model, not a curated record.